This is a messenger RNA of Theobroma umbraticum, 2298 nucleotides long. Its product is annotated as late embryogenesis abundant domain-containing protein / LEA domain-containing protein. The record is from RefSeq and is a predicted model, not a curated record. NCBI's taxonomy places the organism in Eukaryota, Viridiplantae, Streptophyta, Magnoliopsida, Malvales, Malvaceae.
UAGAAAUAGCCAACACAAAAUUUCUGGUUUUUGAUCUUGUUCUUGUUACUGCAAUACUUUCUUUUUUUUCCAGAGAAACAAACAAUACCCUUAGAGAGAUAAAGAAAAAGAAAAAAAAAUUAGGAAGAUGGGGAAACUAGUGGUGGUGGUGAUGGUAAUGGCCAUGUUAUUGGUGGGGGUUUGCUGGGGAUGGGGAGAGGACAAAGCAGAAGAAAUCAAGCAAGUUGCUGGUGAAGCCAUGCAAGAUGCCGAGGACGAAAACGAGAACUCCUGGUUUGAUUCGGCUUUUGACAAGUUCCCUGAGGUUUUUGGACAUAAAUACGAGAAUGUAAGAGAAGCAGCUAACGAUGUGAUGAAUAAAGCAGGAGAUGCGGCCUCAAGGACAGCAGAGACAAUUAAUUCUGCUGCCUCUGAAGCAUCGAAUUAUGCUGCUGAAAAAGCUAGAGAGGGAGCAAACAUGGCUUACGAGAAGGCAGGUGAUGGAUUGAACAUUGCUAACCAGAAGCUUAACAUCGUUACAGAUGUGGCUUCAGAUCAAGGUAAUAGUGCUAGAGAGACAAUGGCAGGAGCAAUGGCCUAUGGGAAAGACAAAGCAGCCGAUGCCUAUAAUGAAGCUAAGGAGAAGAUGAAAGUAGCUUCAGACAUCGCUUCAGAUAAGGCCUAUGAUGCCAAAGAGAAAAUUGCAGGUGGGAUAGAGUACGGAAGAGAUAAAGCAGCCGAUGCCUAUGAUCAAGCCGCGCAGAAGUUUGAGAUGGCUUCAAAUGUGGCUUCUGAAAAAGCCCAUGAUGCCAAAGAAACAAUAGCAGGAGCUAUGGGAUAUGUAAGAGAUAAAGCGGCCAAUGCCUAUGAAGUAGGCAGCCAACAAAUGAAUACAGCUUUCAGUGAAGGGUAUGAUGUCAAAGAAAAGAUGGCUGGCGCAAUAAAUUAUGGAAGAGAUCAAGCAUCAAAUGCCUAUGACGAAGCUAAGGAGACGGUGGCAGGAUCAAUGGGAUAUGGAAGAGAUAAAGUUGCCAAUGCCUAUGAAGAAGCUAAAAAUAGGGUAGGAGAAACAUAUGCAGCAGCCAAGGAGACCAUGAAUGAAGAGGCUAAGGCUAACUAUGAGGCUGCCAAGGAGAAAGCUUCCCAGACAGUGGGUGAUCUUGGAGCUAAAAUGCGAGGGAGUAGCGCAGAGCUUUGAGUGAAGCCAUAUUUUCUACUUGCUGACAUUGUGAAGCUAUCUUUCUGAGCUGAAGUUUGAGCUCCCAAUCCACACCCAACCUUUUUAAUUCCCAGCUUCCUGAUGUGUAUGAGAAAGAAGAAUGGGAUUAGAUUACUCCUUCUUGAGUUGCCAAGACUAUUAGAAGGAAAGAGAACUCACAUGUAAUAACAUAAUUCAGUAUAUCAGCAAGUUCUCAUGGGCAUUUUCAUGCAAUCCCUCAACUUUUUGGUUACUUUUAUAGUUGAUUUGUCAUGGACAAAGGAACUUUUCGAACUAUUUCAAAUGCCCUUCUCUUUUCGAAUGCAAUUUGUAUUAAAAAGAAGGAAAAAAAGUUCACCCAGAGAAAUAGACUUGACAUGAAUGUCACUAGCUUAUACUUAUCAAUCUGUAUGCAAGUUUCCAGCGUUUCUGCACUGUGAAAGAAUCUGUCAACUAGGAUACGUCUCCUUCAAUCUAUAGCUUUGAUGGGGCCAACUAGUCCAACGGUGUUGUUAUAGAUGCCGACGUUUCACAUGAUGAACAAAGAAAGAAAAUUCAGGAUUGCCAUGUAUAAACAAGUCUCACAUGGCUGGAAUUCUAUUAUGCAACUCCAAAGGUUGAAGUUUCCAGGUUACAGCUUAGCUCAAAAACUUUGCACUAACCCUGUAAAAUGAGUUAUGAGAAUAAAAAGAAUAGGAUUUAAUGAUGCCUAUUAAUCACGUCGGUAUCAUUAAACCCGUCAUAUUCCGUUUGCCCCGGCUUUAAUUCUAGAGAGAGAUAUGUAGAAAGACUUUGUGGUAGGGUUGGAAGCAACCAAAGGUACCAUGAUUGAUGGGCCAAAUGGGACAGUUUUGGGGGAAAGGAAGAGGAAAAGAUCUUCAUACAUAAAAUUUUGCUAACAUAUGUUUGUCUUUUUUCCCCUUUUUCUCUUUAGAGAAAAGUAAUUGUAGUAGUAUACGAAACAAGAAUGUUUACCAACCCGAUUUAUUUCAUUAGUGAAAGAGCUUAGGCAACUGAGUACAAAAAGUAUGGGUCAGAUUCUAACAUUCUCUAAGGGUUGAAAUGAUUCGGAAUCAUUUGUAGGAGAGGAAGAUUACAGAUUGACUGACGUUUGCUCUAAU